GCCAGCUCAAGAUCUCAACGAACUGACAAACCAUCAUAUUCUCAUUGUCCCCGCUCCCAGCAACCGGAUUACAAGACACACAAGUUGACUUUUUUGAGGUUGUGCUGUAAAAAUUUCCAGUCUUUGUCAUAUUCAAGAGACAAGGCAGAACACAACAAAAACUGUUUGAAUUUGGGAUUUAGUUGGGAAGUGUCAAGACUUGAGACAGAGGAGAGAUUUUGUUAAUGUUUUGGGCUGUUUGGUUAGCGGAAAACCUCUGGUGGGGUAGCAAGGAAAGAGAAGGAACAGUUAUAUGCAACUGGAUUGUAGGUUGUGAUUUGUGAAUGAAUCGAGAGGUGCAAGAAGAUACUGUUGUUUAGCUGAUAGCGAGGUAUUUUGUUUUGGAUUUGAUUCAGAUCUCUGGCAUGUUCUCAUUUUGGCUAUUACAGUGUUUGUUCACGGGAUUAAGCAUUAGCUUGCACUUUCCCGAAUUGUGAAUUCUUGAAGAUAUCACUCAAAGUAGCUGUGAAGAACUUCCUCAUCUUUCCCAAUCCAUGUGAACCAUGAAAUUUGUUUCAGGUAAUGAACAAGUAUUUGCCCAAUCAACUCUCGACCACAAGGCUGAUUCUAAACCUUUUGAUUAUCAAGACAAUCCUUUGGAGUUUACUAGGCUAAAGUCUGGAAAUGGCAUUGUAAAGGAAUAUCAGAAUGGGGUCUUGUGUGAUUCAAAGCCCAAUGCAGGGGAUGCAGAUAAGUUAUCUUAUAUGAAAUAUGAUGCAGAUGGUUGGACUGCGACAAAACUUGAUCAUUCUAUGAAUUUGAAGGAUAGAACAAAUGACAAUGAAAAGGAUUUCAGAGAUCGGGCAGCACAACAUUCUGAGUUUUCCCGAGAAACAGAAUCAUUUGAAGAUUCAGAUUUUUACAUGGACAAAAGUGUGAUGGAAUGUGAACUACCUGAGUUGAUAGUUUGUUACAAAGACAGUACAUACCAUGUCAAGGAUAUUUGCAUUGAUGAGGGAGUACCUUCACCAGACAGGAUCUUGUUUGAUAAUGAUAUAGAUGAGAAGGGUGUCUGUUCCCUCCUGAAUCCCGAGAAUAAUAGAAAUGAUGAAGUGAUGGAAGAAAAAAUCAAUACUGUUAUGCCUCUCCUAGAAGUGUUGAAAUCUCCUACAGAAAAUGAUCCUAAUAUGGACACUGUUAAUCAAUAUGUUUUUCCACCUGAACCUGAUUCUGACAAGUAUACUGUUGGUCUAUGUGAUUCUAAGGAUUUAUUGCUAACAGACAAAGUAAAAGAUGAUGAAACAGAUGAAGCUGCUGCGAAAAAGUUCUCACUUGGAGAUUUGCUUUCAAUGAAAGAUUUGACCACAGAGAACUCAUAUUCCAAGUUUUCCAGUAAUUGUAAAACGGAGACUGAAAAUCAGCAGGGCUUUGAUGGAAAAUCAGUCUUGGCAUGUACGGCUUUUGUUUCUUUAACCACCGAAUCAAAUGGUGGAACCAAGGAAGAGAUCACGAUGAGCACUGAUUUGGUUUCUGGGGCUACAGAAUUGAAUAAUGGCAGUGAGGAAGCAGUCUUGGCUAACCACACAAUGGUUUCUGCAAAUGAAGGAAAGCAUGAUGACAGUAAAGAGGCAACCUCAGCAAGCUUUGAUUUGGCUUCUGGAGAAGCAGUCUUGGCAAACACUGCUUUGGUUUCUUCAGCCAACGAAUCAAACUGUGGCACUGAGGAAGGGGAAUUGGCAACAUCUGAUAAUGUUUCAGCAGCUGAAGAAUCAAACCAAGGCAGUCAGGAAGGAAUCUUGGAAAACAAAGCUCUAGUUUCUGGAGAUGAAGAAAAGCAAAAUGAAGCAACCUUGGCAAGCCAUGAUCUGGUUUCUGGGUCUGAAGAACUAACAAAAGUUAGAAUAGACGAAAAGUUAUUAUAUAAUAGCAAGGUGGAGACUGGAGGCAUAACUUCUGAUUUUGAUGCUUCUGCAUUCACAGGAAGAGGUACAGAGGAAUGUUCUCAGAAUGGAAAUUUUAAACAAAUUGGGACUCCAGACAGCUCGAAACUUGCAGAUGCUCCACGGCUAUCAGUUUCAAGCCAAGUUCGCAAUGAUCUUGGGGAGUCAAGUUUCUCUGGAACAGGUCCAGUAUCAGGCCUGAUAACUUAUUCAGGGCCUAUAGCAUAUUCUGGCAGCCUUUCUCUUAGAUCUGAUAGCAGCACAGCAAGUGCUCGUUCUUUCGCCUUUCCUAUAUUACAGUCAGAGUGGAAUAGCAGUCCAGUGAAAAUGGCAAAAGCAGAUCGGAGACAUUUGCAGAAGCAUAAAUGUUGGAGACAGGGCCUUCUUUGCUGUAGAUUCUAAAUGAUCUUUUUAUUGUCAGUAGACUGAAAUUAGAAAGUCUAUACAUGAUAAAAGUUUUAUGCUGUUUUUAUUUUAUUUUGUUCUUACCCUCAUCCAUAUGUCAUAACAAGUUUAUUAGAUUAAUACAGGUAUACAUCUUGCUCAUUUCGUUGAUCUCGCAA
This is a messenger RNA of Mangifera indica (mango), 2482 nucleotides long. RefSeq lists its product as uncharacterized. NCBI's taxonomy places the organism in Eukaryota, Viridiplantae, Streptophyta, Magnoliopsida, Sapindales, Anacardiaceae. Gene Ontology annotation, biological process: regulation of asymmetric cell division. The coding region runs from base 543 to 2321 and encodes 592 amino acids. The record is from RefSeq and is a predicted model, not a curated record. The transcript has 6 exons.